Messenger RNA from Pelagomonas calceolata, 2271 nucleotides. Lineage: Eukaryota; Pelagophyceae; Pelagomonadales; Pelagomonadaceae. The record is from the annotation of a GenBank genome assembly.
UGCAUGAUACCUACUGGUAUGUGCUUGCAGGCGUGCGAGUUUACGACGUUGGCGGGGCAUUGGCUAUGGCCAGCGCUGUACAGGGCGCCACGAUACGGCAGCGCCGCCCGCGCCACGCUGCCCGCGCGUCGGCGCACCUCCCACGGCUCAGGCUGCCCUCCAACUCUUGCUGGUCCAGCAGCCGCCCUGGGAGCCGCGCGCUCUGGGGCGGAGACACACGACGAGACCGUCGCGUACGGGUCACGCGGAAUACGCGUCGCGUCGGAGCCUACGGUCGGUCGGGAUGGUUUAUCGUCGGGGGCGAAGCCGGCGCGGCGACGCGCCGCGACAGCAACAGAGGCAGAGGGAUCGGUCGUCUGGACGAGACGAUGUCUCCGGUUGCUCGCGGCCGUGUCUUAUCGCGUAUUAUGAUUUGGCGUUUUUUAGGUAUAAUCGCUUACUUAGCCCAGCCAAAGCCAGCCAAAGCUAAGCUAAAAAGCGGCCCCACCACCACCAAUUUAAAUAUGGCGCGCCUCCGUAGGGGGCCGCGCCCGGCACGAUGGCCAAGAAAAAGAAGAGUUUGAAACAAAAGGUGAAAGAAAAAAAAAAGCAAAGGCGGGCAAAGGCUAGAAAGGCUAAACAGCCGGCUGCAAAGCCCGCCGCGAAGCGGUCGCCGAAGAAGCACGCCACCCGGCCGACCUUCGACGUGGACCCCAAGCUCACUGAUGCUCAUGGGGAGAAACUCGAAUAUCACGGAGACUACGACUAUGACGACGCGCCUGACAACGACAACUGCGACUGGUCCAACCCGUGGCAAGUCGUCGUCCUUCCACCUGCUACUAGGACGCCACCUACAAAAGUACGCGUGCGGUAUGUGGCCUCGGGUACAGAUAAUGAGGUUGGCGUCGUGGAUCCGGACCGGCUCGUCCGGCGUUUCGUGAUUCAUCCGGUAGGAACUGCGGUAGACGUCCGGGCGGACAAGGUGUUGAAGAACGGCGACAAGAAAAAGUCCGAACAAAUGGUCAUCGUCGGGUGGGAUGAGGAUGCGGGAACGUAUCUCGUCGACUGGGAGGGGAGUGUCUCAGACGCGGAAGAGGGCGACUCCGUGUGGGUGACGCUCGACGAGAUCGAAGGUAAAGUGGUGAAGACGUUCAGCGACGGCUGCGUCGAGGUCAAGUUGGCUGACGACUGGGUCGUAAAGUUCAGGAAUAACGAGGUGCUCGUCCUGUGGCCGGACAAGGCGCACAUCGUCGACCAGAGCUUCGUGCGGCGGCGAGUAUCACGGGCGUGCUCGAGGGCUGUCGCGGGGCAGACGAACCCCACGUGGUUCGUAAAAGACGGCGACCCUAGUGUAGCGAACCCCGACUGGUUUUAUUCGUGUGUUUAUAGGAGAAGAUUCUACCCAAAAGAGAAAGUGGCCCGCGAAAAGGCUUCUGGGGCAAGGCCUUCACUUGAGUUAAUGGGCGAGGAGGAGUACUACGCUCACCCGAGUACGAAGGCGAAACAGGCCUGGAGGGACGCCCACCCCGACUACGACAAGGAACGUUGGAAGACCUACGAACGACCCGUUUGCCCACACUGCGACAGUGGCCUCCUGAAGACGAAUUGUUUUUGUGGCGGUCCUGGCACCGGCAAUUCGCGUGCCUCGAACGUUGCCCGCCGCGCGCUCCGUUUAGCUUUAGAUGCGGAAGUUGGAGGAGACAUGUCGGAGGUCACUGGCUUUACGCCGGCUCAGGCCUCCCAAAUUAUGGCUGCCGCCGUUCCGGACGAUGUACCUCUCGCGGACUUGAUGCGGAAGAAGCUCGUCCGGAGCUGGACGAAGGGUAGGAAAGUCACUGUCCUCGACAACGAGCACAUCAAGCCCAUCGCCUUGUUGAAAAAACAGGAGCUGAAAGACCUCGCCGAUCCUGUGCCGGCAAUGGUCGACGGCGAGCCGAACGAUGCGUUGCGGCUCGUCAGUCGCAUCGAAGGGCUUCAAUUCAUGAUCUUCAGGGAGAAUGAUUGGAAGUUCACGAAAUAUCCGCUGUCGACGAGGCAGGAUCACGAGACGUACAUCCGCUGCUUCUACCCCAAGCGCGAGCUGUCGAAGCCAGUCCUAGAGCGCAAGUACUACGCCUUCAAGACGGUGCUCCGGAACGUCGAGGAGUGGGCCGCGGCCCGCGGCGAGUGGCGCCCCAUCGGCGCCCGCGCGGGCUCCCACUCGCCCGCGGCUGUUCAAGCGCUCUUGGCGGAGUAGUGUGGUUGAGUGUCGCUUGUUUGGAUUUUUGGUUGUUGGUAAGUAUUCUUCACUUU